GGACACGGCAUCUUAUUGGCAACAAGGUACAUUUCUUCAUUUUCUGCACUGUCCAUAGCGGCACAGCCAUAAAUCUGGGCUAUAUAAUAGCUACAUCUACUUUAUAGUGUUUUUAUAGCGUUCAACAAAUUUCUUCACUGAGACCGGACUUCGAUUGGUUACUGCGUAAACUUUCUAGGGCGCUUACAGUCUAGAUCGUGUUUUAUAUCUAGAAAGAGAUUUGUUGGUCUUUGUUCUGUAUUGGGAUCUGUUGAGUUCUUUGUUGGAGUGAAACAUGGGAGCGCAAUUCUCUAAGACAGCUGCAAAUGGAGAGACUGUGGCAGAAAAACCCGGAGAGGCUGCAGCUUCACCAUCUAAAGCCAACGGGCAGGAAAAUGGUCAUGUGAAGGUGAAUGGGGACGCAUCUCCAGCAGCUGCUGAAGGCAAAGAGGAGGUUCAAGCCAAUGGCAGCGCUGAAACCGAAGAGGCACCGAAAGAAGAGAAAGAGAAAGCUGAGGAUUCUUCUGCUGAAAAUAGCCCAGAGGGUGAAAAGGAAAAAACAGGACCAGUUGCUUCCACUGAAGAGGAGGUUGCAAAAGCUGAGGAUGCUGCCACUCCCUCCACAAGCAAUGAGACACCCAAGAAAAAGAAGAAGCAUUUCUCCUUUAAGAAAUCCUUCAAGUUAAGUGGUUUUUCUUUCAAAAAAGCCAAAAAGGAGACAGGAGAAGGACAGGGCGUUGAGGAGGCAGCCGUCAGUGAGGAGGCAAAAACAGAGGGAGCUGAAGCUGCAGAAUGCGAUAUGUCUAAAGAGACCAAACCAGCAGAGGAGUCAGCGCCUGCCACAGACAGUUCCAGUGAACCCAAACCUGAGGUGACGCCAGUAGAGAAACCAGAAGAGGAGCCCAAGGCUUUUAGUCCUGGCACAGAGGAGCCCAAAGAUGAAGUGAAUCCAUCAGAGCCAGCGAUCGCUGAACCCACUCUUUCUCCAACUGAAGCACCUGCACCAGAGGAAACCGCUCCUGCUGCACAGGAAGUGGAAUCCAGUCCAGUUCCCCCUGUGGAAUCCACUGCUGAGUAACUAGCACAAUGCACACCAAUAGAAAAUGGGGAAAUAUUGUAAUCAAAAAACAUUCCCUGUUGCCUAGUAAAGUGGCACCUGGACAGGAGGCUUUGGAGAACUUUGUUCGCAACCAGGGAUAUUUAAUUUUUUGGUAACGAUGUUACAAUAAGGUUGUAUUUGUAUCAGUAAGUGCAUUAAUGAACAUAAACUAAUAAUGAGCAAUAUAGCAUAACGAUUCAUUUCAGAUCUAAAGAUUCAUUUCAGCAUUUAUUCAUCUUUGUUAAUGUUAGUUACAACAUUGGCAAUUUUUCAUGUUAGUUCUGGGGCAUUAACUAAUGUUUACAGUUAUAACAUUUGAUUUUUAAAAUGUAUUAGUAAAUGCUAAAGUCAACAUGAACUCGCAUCGUGUCGACACCGGACGCGACCGAUGCGACAUGACGACCUGCUUGUUCUUAAUGGGUUUGUCGCGCCGCAUCCAGUGUGGACAAAAUUUAAAAUUAUGAUGGGUUCUAAUGCGUUUCUAAUGUCUUUUGUCAAGUUGCGUCGUGUCCGGUGUAGACACAGUGGAAGAUGAAUAAAUGCUGUAGAAGAAUUAUUUGUAGUUAGUUCAUGUUAGCUAAUACAUUAACUAACUGUUAACAAAUACAAACUUAUUGUUACCUUUUUUGUACUCCCCUUCCCAUCUCACUCCACCCUUUGCUCAAGUCAUUUCUCAAGCUGUGAGAGCGGUGUUUUUGCAUCAGUAUUACCAGUUUUUAUUUUUGCAUUUUUAAAUAAAUAAAAUUUGGGUAUAGACAUGCCCAUGGAGUAAGGGGGCUAGAGAAUAGGAGUUUUUUCAACUUUGGUGCCUCAGAAUUAUACAACUGGGAACAUACUACCACAUAAAGAGUAGUCCAAAAACAAACAACCAUCCAACAACCAAUUUACAUACCACGAUUAGUUGAACUCUGAAAACAUGCUAAUAUAAUUCCCAGUGCUAGGUUUUGAACAACAUUUUAGAAAGAUCUUAGAAACGUUCCACUUCUCUUUAGCUUCAACUGUCAGUGAUUUCCAUAGAAAACAGUUGUACAGGUUUCAUGGUGUACUGCCAUUUCUGAGUUUAAUACUGUGUAAGUAUGUAUAGGAGGGAUGUUUUAACUGUGAUUAUUGUACAAAUUAAAUCGUGAUCUUCAGAAGCACAUGCAGCUCUUGUAUCACCAAGCUUGUUUUUGUAAGAUAAAGUCAUCCGAAAGACCUUUUGAAGCGAUUUUUGAACUGAAACUGUCACAUGUGACCUGGUUCCUGUUUACACAAUGUGGUUUGAUUACAAUUGAUGGUGCUUUUUGAGUGGUCCUUGACAAAAUUAAGGAAUCUAUCACAUGCAAUAUUUGUGUAGCAUCUUGUCUUUUUUCUUUGUAAAUAUUGGAAAAGCUUUGACCUUUUUGGUUUAGAGAUGGAUCGUAACUUGGCUUACAAAAUUGCUUUGCUGAAGGUGUUCUAAAUUUCUGUGAGCACACUAAACGCAAAAAUAAAUGUGAAUAACCUUUGA
Triplophysa rosa is the source of this 2567-nucleotide messenger RNA. RefSeq names its product myristoylated alanine-rich protein kinase C substrate a (gene marcksa). Bases 275 to 1057 code for a protein of 260 amino acids. Gene Ontology annotation, cellular component: actin filament bundle; cytoplasm; plasma membrane. Gene Ontology annotation, biological process: central nervous system development; actin filament organization. The transcript has 2 exons. Lineage: Eukaryota; Metazoa; Chordata; Actinopteri; Cypriniformes; Nemacheilidae. The record is from RefSeq and is a predicted model, not a curated record. Gene Ontology annotation, molecular function: calmodulin binding; actin filament binding.